GUUCUUUGCCAGCCUAAAUAGGUUCUUAUAUAUUUGGGUAUUAAAAUGCCCAAUUUCAGCCUGUAGGUUCUUAAAUCACUAGGUUCUUAUACGCGGGUGUUUACUGUACUCUAUCUGUGGGCACGUGUGGGCUGACAGGCCGACUGACCUUGGAGGAUUAAGUAUCUUCAAGCAAUACCUUUUACACGACUCCCACCAAGGUCUUGUGCUACCAAUGAAACACUCGACUUUCAAGAACUAACGUCAAAACAGGAAGUUUAGUGGAGAUUCUACGCAGGGUCAGCGGACAAACCCCAAGCAACAACACCCAUGGAGUUUAUUUUUCGAGAAUUAUACGAUUUAUCCACGGUCACGGUCAAGGGCGAAAAAACUUGCAGGCAAAAACUACAUGGAAGAUUCAUGUGUUUCCAUGCGGGCCCUUGAAACUCCAAACUAAAUAAUUAUUAGCCCGUGAAGCUAAAACGAACGCAAUCCCAAAAACAUACAUCGAACUCAGCUGACAACUGACAAGUCACAAAAGUAGUUUGAUUGACAGAUGACGAUGGCGUUGCUUCAUAUCAAAACAUGCUGUCAGUCGUGAGUGAUAUUAAUAGAGAUAAUGCCUGUAUAUUAAGACUUAAAAAUCCAUUUAAACAGCCACUUCCAUAACUACGGUAGAGAAGAGGAAGCAUUUCAACAAGAAUACUCCAGGGCAGGAGAAGAGAAGACCCGACACUGAAAUCAAAACGAAGCUCAAUCUAAAUUCAAGGCAUAAAUCAUUUCAAGCAUCUCGCGAGAUCACAGAAAAAAGCCGCUACUGAACGCAGCUGUCCACGCUAGACGAUCUGACAGUGAAGAAACUGAAAUUAUUAAAAUGGAGAACUUGAACGCUACCGGAAAUUUAACGAAAAACGACGGAAACCAUUCGAAUGGAAUGGAACCAGAGGAGUUACUGCACCAAACACAAGCCGGAAAGGCAAUUAUCGUGUUCUUAGCAUUGCAAGGCGUCCUGAUAAUCUGUGCGAAUUCCCUAGUGUUCCAGUUGUUUGCCAGCACCCGUUAUUUACGAACAAAGACAAACUACUGUUUAGUAAGCCUGGCGGUGAGUGACUUUAUGGCGGGGAGUGUUUCUCUGCCAUUAGUGCUUGUUUGUUCCGCGACUCUUUCCCGGCCCGUUUGCACCAGUAUGGAUCUGUUUCACCGCUUCCAAUCGAUUUCAACAAUCCUCCACCUGUUGGUUGCCACAUGCGAACGCUAUUUUAAGAUUAAGAGACCGUUUAAGUAUAACAUCCUGGUGACAAAGCAGCGAGUGGUGAUUCUGUUAGCCGGUGUGUGGAUCUUCUCUUUAAGCGCUUCGUUUGUUCAGCUUACUUGGAUUACAGGAAACCUGGACGAUGAAACGCUGACUGAGUUCGAUUCCGGCUACACUGCUUUCUGUUUAGUUGCACUAGCUUUCAUACCGUUUUUCGUCAUUGCUUGUAUCGAUGGCCACAUCUUUUACUUCAUCCAUAAGGAAAAGAAAAUGCGACGCGCGUUAACUCAAGGAACAGUGCUUCAGAAACAGGAAAGGCAGAAGAGGAAACAAAAUGAUUGCAAAGCGCUGAUAAUUUACGCGGUUAUGGCCGUCACGUUUGUGCUUGGAUGGUUCCCAUACUUCAUAAUCUCCUUACUAUCAGAUUUAAGUUUCGACAUGCAUGUUCCUUUUACCGUGGAAAUAAUCUUACUGUUUUUGAAAUUAAGCACAGCGCUAAUCAACCCACUGCUAUACACAUUUUUUAAGACGGACUUUCGAAAAGCACUUCAGGCCAUGCUAGAAAGAGAUAACAGUUCAGAUGGAAGCAACGAAUUAAUAACCACGACAGUUUAAUUAAAUAACACAAAUCAAACACUGCUACGAGGAACGGAAACAAGCAAACUUUUUGAGCCGUUCAAUUAUUCCAUUUUUUGUUAACAAGAUUAAUACAGUUUUUGGUUUAUACAUUGUUCCCUGAUUAUAACAAAUUAAGAUCUCGCAUAAUCAUAGUGUUAACACUGCUGAUCUCCAACAGAUGGUAACGAAUAGCAGUUGUGAAAUUCUAAGUUUCAAAGAAUAAAUUAAACAUGGUUUCUGUUACCUGACAGAGUUAUGGUGUGGCUUGUACAAUCCUGUUGGUCUCUAUCAAUCCAAUUAUGAUGGAAACAUCUUACUCACAUUUAGAUCUUUUUUCAUAUUCACAUUAUAGCAAACCAUCGUUUUAUAAAGACUCUCUUUGAGCGGAAAGUAAUUUUGUUUCUGCAUCCAAAUUGAUGUUUACGUCAAUUACAAACUUUGUUUCAAAACAUGAUAUAUUGAUCACGAGCCGCACAGCCUAGGAACGCCUCAACUCUUUUGUCUUGCAUAUACGCGAUAUUCGUUUUAUUCAAGUUUGGAAAAUGAACGAUAAGGUGCUCAAAAGAACCAUAUCUCUACCUUCAACAUGAGUGGCAAAGAUCAAGAUUAAAAUAGGAUAUUUUCUCAUAAUCAAUAACAAAAAGAGGUUUCUUCACUGGCAGAGUAUCACUACAUUGUUUCUUGAAAAAUUUAACACUCAAGACAGAUGGAACUUGCAUUAAAAAACACGAUACAUCUACUGUUGUUAGUAGCUUCUCCUUGCUCGAAGAAAUUAACCUAUACACUUCUUAUAGUAAGGAAAACUGUGAAAUUUAUCUCCCUCUGUACGAGCAUUUAGGCAAGGCCUUUUUCAACAAACGAAUAUUUAACCACAGACUAAACUGCAACACCAGCUGUUGCCCCAACUGUGCAAGAUACAUUUAGUUGAAUCAACAAAAAGACA
This is a messenger RNA of Orbicella faveolata, 2792 nucleotides long. Its product is annotated as histamine H2 receptor-like. Gene Ontology annotation, cellular component: plasma membrane. The record is from RefSeq and is a predicted model, not a curated record. Gene Ontology annotation, molecular function: G protein-coupled receptor activity. Lineage: Eukaryota; Metazoa; Cnidaria; Anthozoa; Scleractinia; Merulinidae. Gene Ontology annotation, biological process: G protein-coupled receptor signaling pathway.